UAAAAAAAAAACAAAUACAUUAGUUUAUAUAUAUACAAACUAAACACAGCUAGAUCAUGAACCAUCUAUAUUUAUAAAGAAACUUUUCACAUUUAUUUUCAUAUAUAAACCCUCCAUUUUCAUCUGACUUUGUAUUUCUCCCCACCACCAUAAUUCUUCAAGACGUACACUUCUCCCCCAUAAAUACUCUUCAAAACGUCUCACGUCUCCAUUUGGUAUUCUCUCUCUCGCUCCCUACAGAGUGCAGGCACAAGAAUAUGUCUCGAAUAGGAUCCAAAAGAGUAAGCUUUAGUCCGGACCCUGAAGGAGGGAACGAGGAACCGAUCAUCUAUCCAACACACAACGGUCGUCGGAGGGUCGUCAGCGACGGAGUUUUCAGUUUCAGCGUCAGGAGUUCGCCAAGAGCGAGGAGAUUACUCCGGCGUAUUGGAGCCGGAGUCGCCAAAACGUUGCGUUUUAUGUCACUGGGAAGGAAGACUAGUAGUAACACCAAAUCCACGCAGUCUACUUCUACUUCUUCUUCGUCUUUGUCUUGUUCCUCUUCAUCGUCGAUUUAUCUGGUGAAGUCAAAGUCUGUAAACGAGUCAGAGUCUCACCGUGCAGAAGCUAUUGAGGACUGCAUCGAGUUCUUACACUCUUCUUCGUCUCUGUCGAGAUCAAACUCCAUCUCUGCCUGGUCUUGCUAUAAUAUGUGUGACCCACACAACUCAGGUUCCGGUCGAUUCAAAAGCUCCAAACAAAUUUUGUGAUGUAAAAGAGUUGAAACUGCAUAGAUCAGUUGAUUAUAUCUCCUUUUCUUUUUUAGAGUUAAUGACUCAUUUAGAUAGUUGCUACAGAUUCGUUAUAAUUCCUCAAUCUUUUUCUUAAGUUUUCUUGCAGACAAUAAGCCACUUCAUGGCUUUAUUUCGACAGAAUAUUAAAAUCGUACGGUAACUAAUAAAGACAUUUUAAGCAAAAUAAUAAUAAUAAUAAUAAUUACGACACAUUUGUUUACACUUUCGUGUUUUUUACAAGUGUUCACAACUAUGGUCAGAUUUAUUUUUCUAAUAAGUUGUACAGCUUUCGAAUUUUAAUGAACCAUUGAUCGUUGAAUUUCAAAAGUAUAAGAUUACGUUCAAACGAAGAAUUU
Messenger RNA from Brassica oleracea var. oleracea, 1129 nucleotides. RefSeq lists its product as uncharacterized. The transcript has a single exon. The coding region runs from base 258 to 749 and encodes 163 amino acids. NCBI's taxonomy places the organism in Eukaryota, Viridiplantae, Streptophyta, Magnoliopsida, Brassicales, Brassicaceae. The record is from RefSeq and is a predicted model, not a curated record.